Messenger RNA from Tripterygium wilfordii, 532 nucleotides. RefSeq names its product putative phytosulfokines 6. Gene Ontology annotation, biological process: cell population proliferation. Gene Ontology annotation, molecular function: growth factor activity. The record is from RefSeq and is a predicted model, not a curated record. The transcript is spliced from 3 exons. NCBI's taxonomy places the organism in Eukaryota, Viridiplantae, Streptophyta, Magnoliopsida, Celastrales, Celastraceae. Bases 127 to 393 code for a protein of 88 amino acids. Gene Ontology annotation, cellular component: extracellular region.
GGCGGAUCCCACCAACUCUCUGUUGUAAGCUGUAACCGCCCUUCUUUCAUUCAUGUGUUAUUUAUACAACAAAACCCCCCAACAACAUCCUCCCUCACAAGUAUACCCAAAAUCAAAGCUGAAGCUAUGGAGAAGCAGAGUUCUCAUCUGUUCCUAAUCUCUCUCUUUCUUUUGCUUCUUGUCUCAUCAACCUCUGCUCGUCUUCUGAUACAAAAACUAGAUCAGGAGACAAAGGCAUAUGAGAUUAAUAAUCCCAGAGAGAGAGAUAUGGAACAUCUCAUGAAUGGGAUGGGAUCAGAAGAGUGUGGAGACAAAGAUGAAGGGUGUCUGGAGAGAAGGAUGAUUGCAGAGGCUCACUUGGAUUACAUUUAUACCCAACAUCACAAGCCUUAAGACUUAGUUGUUCUAGCUCUCAUGAAAUAAAUGUGUAUUUCCAUGUUAAGGUGUGGAAUCAUAUGUAAAUAUGUAACUAUUACAUCAUAGAAUAAAAAAAAAAAUUAACGAGAGUCGGCUUGGUUGACAAUGAACAAAA